Tyto alba (common barn owl) is the source of this 864-nucleotide messenger RNA. RefSeq names its product aspartate dehydrogenase domain containing (gene ASPDH). The record is from RefSeq and is a predicted model, not a curated record. Lineage: Eukaryota; Metazoa; Chordata; Aves; Strigiformes; Tytonidae. Gene Ontology annotation, biological process: NAD+ biosynthetic process. Gene Ontology annotation, molecular function: L-aspartate dehydrogenase [NAD(P)+] activity; NADP binding.
AUGUCCCAGUGCCACCCCGUGUCCCCAGUGUCUCCCCACGUCCCGCCCGGGGUCCCCCACGUCCCGGUGCCUCCCCGUGUCCCCAGGGGGGUGGACCUGGUGGUGGAGGUGGCACAUCCCUGUGUGGCCCGGGAGCACGGCGAGGACAUCCUGGCCCACGCCGACUUCAUGCUGGGGUCCCCCACGGCGCUGGCUGACCCCGAGACCGAGCGGCGGCUGCGGGGGGCGGCGGCGCGGGGGGGCCACACGCUCUACGUCCCCCGGGGCGCCCUGUGCUGCGAGGACAUCCAGCGCAUGGACCGGGCUGGCACGCUGGCCGCGCUGAAGGUGACGAUGACGAAGGCCCCGCAGAGCUUCCGCCUGGAAGGGUGGCUGCAGGAGCGGCUGGCGGCGGCGGGGGGGGCGCGGUCGGUGCUCUACGAGGGUCCCCUCCGGCCCCUCUGCCCCCUCGCCCCCAACAACGUCAACACCAUGGCGGCCGCGGCCGUGGCCGCCCCCCGGCUCGGUUUCGACGGCGUCCGCGCCUGUUUGGUGGCCGACCCCAGUGUCCCCGACUGGCACCUCGUGGAGGUGGAGGUGACGAGCGUGGGGGACGCGGGGCGGGCGCUGAGCGUCACCAGCACCCGCCGCAACCCGGCGGCACCGGGGGCUGUCACCGGCCAGGCCACCCGCCACGCCUUCUGGAGCAGCCUGCAGGCCUGCCACGGACAUGGCGGAUGCGUCCAGCUCUGCUGAAGCCGCCGGACCGCGGACAGCCCGAGGGACGGACGCGUGUGUGGGGGGGACAGACCGACGGACAGACGCGUGGGGGGGGGACAGACCGAGGGACAUUAAAGGCACCGGCACCGCGGCGGCUGCGCCUCG